UUUUAUUAUAAUUAUUCUUUUUUUUUUUACAAACAUUACCAGUGUAUUUUAAUAAUAUCGAGAUUUAUGAGGGUUUAGUGUAGAUAAGUAUGACGAAUCACUUGGAAUGUCCUUCAUAAAUAACAUAGAGAACUUUGGAAAACUCCAAAUAUGAGCCGAAAAUUGUUGGCCAACCACGACUAUUCCUUUGUUUUUAUUUAAAAGGAAAGUCACGUUUUAGUUUCAUACUUCAAGUUAUCAGAGUUGCUUUGUGGCCAGUAUAUACAUUUGAGAAUACGUCGCUGUAUAGAGAAACUUCUUUUUUAAUGUUUACAUUUUUUAUACUAUUUACAAAGCGGAUACGGUUCCGUGUUCAGGAAAAGGUUUUGGUUGGCCGUCAUAUUCUUCUCGCACAUGUGAUUUUGUAAACAUGAGUCGCUCCUCGACUUUUCACAUCUUUUGCUAGAGCUCCUUAAACAAAUGAGUUGUAACUUUGAACAUGUAAAUGUGAGCGGCUACUGAGGACCAUAAUGAAGACUCUCAGACAACUUUCAGUGGAUCCUUCAGACCUGGGCUCUCAGAGAUGCAGACUGGGUCCAGGAUUGAUGUCAGACCUGGGUCUGAAUCUGGGUUCCCCGGUGCUGGUGUCUGUCCCUGGAGGAAGCUGCCUGUGCUCUGCCUGGCCGCGGUCCGAUCUGGCAGAGGGUUUCCUGCAGAUGGACCUGAAGUGUUCCUCUCCCAGUGUGAUGCUUCAUCCUCACUCCCAUCUUCACCUGGAGCCUGGUCAGCUCACACCGGUGUCCUGUCCCAAACUCAAAGGCGUUAAAAUAACUGUGGUGGUGCAGAGUGUGGACUUCAAAAAAUACACACCCUCCCGCAUUAUUCACGAACAUGUGAAAGACGUGCUGAAGGGUGUUUACGUCCAUGAGAAGCAUGUGAUAAAUCUGGAGGAUUUUGACACAGAGAUCAGAUUUGUUAUUAUCGAAAGCCUUAAUCCAGAUUGCACCAGUACUGGACUCAUCACCUCAAAAACUGGCGUGGAGAUAUGUGGGAUCCAGACGGUGCGGCAUUUCAGGAGUCAUUUGCAGGACAGACCCCAAGUGACACUGGGGGGUUUGGAGGAGGUGAGUGCCUCCAUGAGAGAAAUGCUCCAGUUGCCUCUUCUCUAUCCAAACACACUGAACUCUCUGGGUGUCUCAUGUCCCAGGGGUGUACUCCUGGUGGGACCCCCAGGUGUGGGAAAGACACUACUGGUCCACAAAGUUGUGGGAGAAGUGGGAGCUAGCCUAGUGGUGGUCAAAGGACCAGAGGUGGUGGGUUCUCGGCCGGGUGAGAGUGAGGAAAAGCUACGUGCCGUGUUUAAGCGUGCUCGAUCUGAGGCGGUAGAAGGUCCUUGUGUGCUGUUCCUGGACGAGCUGGACUCUCUGUGUCCACGGAGAACGGGCUCUUCAUCACCUGAAAACCGCCUGGUCGCUCAGCUCCUCACUCUGAUGGACGGGAUGGACCAGUCGGAUCGAUUUCUCAUGGUGGGAGCCACCAACAGACCAGACAGUUUGGACUCAGCACUGCGCAGGCCGGGAAGAUUUGACAGAGAGGUUAUUAUUGGAGCUCCUACCCUGCAGCAGAGAAAAUCCAUCCUGUCGGUUCUUUGUGCAACCGUGCCAGUGUGUCCCAGUGUGGACAUGACAGAGCUGGCACAGAGGACUUCAGGCUACGUAGGUGCAGAUCUCAGUGCUCUUUGCAGGGAGGCUGCCAUGAAUGCUAUCAGAGAAAACUCAAAGGGAUCAGGAGUGAAGCUGGUGAGUAUGCAUCACUUCCAGGAAGCACUGAAGGUGGUCCGUCCCUCUUGUCUCCGGAGCAGCCUGGGCAGGACGGAGCUGUCUCCAGUGUCCUGGGAGCAGAUUGGAGGUCUGGAUGAUGUCAAACUCAAACUGAGACAGAGUAUCGAGUGGCCAAUGAUAUACCCUGAAGCGUUUAUACGUCUCGGUCUUAACUGUCCCCGCGGUGUCCUGCUCUACGGACCCCCGGGAUGUGCAAAGACGACGCUCGUCAGAGCGGCAGCCUCAUCCUCCCACUGCUCCUUCCUUUCUGUGAGCGGUGCUGACCUCUACUCUCCUUAUGUGGGAGACUCUGAGAAGGCUUUAGCACAGCUGUUUCGUCAGGCAAGAGCCUGCGCUCCUUGCAUUCUGUUCCUGGAUGAGAUUGAUUCCCUGAUCGGCUCGCGGUCAACGGGUCAGACUUCCAACAGUGUACACACGCGUCUCCUGUCUGUCCUCCUGAAUGAGAUGGAUGGUGUUGGCUUGAAGACACUGGAAAGAAGAGGGAAUGAGAAGAUCCUGCAGGCGGAGGGAGUGGAAGAGAAUCAUACACAUGAAAAGCUUGACUGCCAGGAAGUCUCCAAUAAAGAUGUGAUGGUAGUCGCUGCCACAAACAGACCUGACAGCUUGGACAGCGCCCUCCUCAGACCAGGAAGAUUAGACCACAUCAUAUAUGUCCCACCCCCUGACAAGCAGGCUCGACAUGCCAUCCUGAAGGCGUGUACUCAUUCCAUGCCACUGGCUGCCGAUGUGAAUCUGGAGGAGCUAGCAGCCCAGACGGGGCUUUAUUCUGGGGCCGAUCUGGGAAACCUGUGUAAAGAGGCUGCUCUGUUGGCUCUACAGUGUGAGAACAUGGAAGCCUCUGUCAUCAAACACACUUAUUUCCUGCAGUCCCUACACAAAAUGAGCCCCUCACUCACAGCCCAGCAGAUCCACACAUAUCAAACACCACUUAGGUGACAAAGCACUGUUUGGUCUAAGAAACCAUUGUAAAAUAAAACAUUUUUACAGAAAGUCAAACAUGUGUCUUGAUUUU
Messenger RNA from Cynoglossus semilaevis (tongue sole), 2832 nucleotides. It is a transcript of the gene afg2b, whose product is annotated as AFG2 AAA ATPase homolog B. Lineage: Eukaryota; Metazoa; Chordata; Actinopteri; Pleuronectiformes; Cynoglossidae. Gene Ontology annotation, molecular function: ATP hydrolysis activity; polyubiquitin modification-dependent protein binding; ATP binding. The record is from RefSeq and is a predicted model, not a curated record. Gene Ontology annotation, cellular component: cytosol; VCP-NPL4-UFD1 AAA ATPase complex; nucleus. The transcript has 11 exons. The coding region runs from base 510 to 2756 and encodes 748 amino acids. Gene Ontology annotation, biological process: mitotic spindle disassembly; retrograde protein transport, ER to cytosol; autophagosome maturation.